Rubroshorea leprosula is the source of this 427-nucleotide messenger RNA. The record is from the annotation of a GenBank genome assembly. NCBI's taxonomy places the organism in Eukaryota, Viridiplantae, Streptophyta, Magnoliopsida, Malvales, Dipterocarpaceae.
ACUACUAUACUAUAAUUGUAUUGUAGCAUUAUUAUUGCCAUCGUGCCCGAACUGAACAGCUAAAUUCUAAGGCGGGAAGAGAGAUGGUCUCGCUAAUUCGCUCAAAAGCUCGGUCAGUAGUCUCAUCAAUGGCAGCUUACGGAUCAUCUCCGACCCCAUAUCCGCUCUCGCGCUUCUCUGCCCUCCCUAACCCCUUCUCUGGUUUUCCAAGAAUUUGGGUUGCUUCAAACCAGAUUAGAUUGGCUGAAGUUAAGGACACCCAGUUAGGAGUAGAAGAAGAAUUUACUAGCUUUAAAGAGCAACAAUAUGUGCCCAAAUCUGGUGCUGGGAUGAACAUGUUUGAUGAAUUAAAGCAGAGAUUUCUGAGUUUUAAAAAGCACAAAUACCUGUGAGUGUCUUGAUUUCAAGAAUUUGUAUAGAUUUUUCU